Oncorhynchus tshawytscha (Chinook salmon) is the source of this 1556-nucleotide messenger RNA. RefSeq names its product tRNA aspartic acid methyltransferase 1 (gene trdmt1). The record is from RefSeq and is a predicted model, not a curated record. Bases 96 to 1259 code for a protein of 387 amino acids. Gene Ontology annotation, molecular function: methyltransferase activity. Lineage: Eukaryota; Metazoa; Chordata; Actinopteri; Salmoniformes; Salmonidae. The transcript has 11 exons.
CUUUUAGUACUCUACUCUGAUCGGAAACGCACCAGUAAUGCUUGUUUACAAUGUGUAUGCUGUUAAACCUAGAUAGCUCAACUUAGGGACCAAACAUGGAAAACCUCAGAGUACUAGAAUUGUACAGCGGGAUCGGAGGAAUGCAUUAUGCAUUAACAGAGAGUGGUGUGGCAGCAAAGGUGGUAGCUGCAGUGGAUGUGAACACCACAGCCAAUGAGAUCUACAAACACAACUUCCCCAACACUCCUUUACUUCCCAAGACCAUAGAGGGAAUGACAUUGGAUGAUUUCAACAAACUGUCGUUUGAUAUGAUCUUGAUGAGCCCUCCAUGCCAACCUUUCACUAGGAUUGGGUUACAAGGUGACAUAUCGGACCCCAGAACCAAGAGCUUUCUCUACAUCCUCGACCUUCUACCAAGGCUCACCAAGUUGCCACGCUUCAUUCUGCUGGAGAACGUGAAAGGCUUUGAGACGUCCUCCGCCAGAGACUCUUUGGUGAAAAUGCUAAAGGAAUGUGGAUACAACUAUCAGGAGCUCAUGGUUUCUCCUACAUGUCUGGGGAUGCCCAACUCCAGACUCCGGUAUUUCAUGAUUGCCAAAGCACCACCAGGAUCUUUCUCCUUCCACACCACUUCAGAGAUCCAGGAAGGUUUCCCGCAACCCGCAGACAAGGUCUUAUUAGAGCCCAGUUCUCUAAUCUCACCUAGUCCUACUUCAACCGCCUACCAAGAGGAAGAUCACAAGGAAGAUGAAGGUGGUAUCCUGUACAAGCUGGAGCGGGCUCAGGAUGCUGAGAGGAAGAUCAGUCAGAACAGAGACCAGUCCCUCAGACAGAUCAGUGUCUACCUGGAGGACCAGGGAGAAGGGGAGAUGGAGCAGUACCUCCUUCCCACGAAGACCUUGCUGCGCUACGCUCUGCUCAUGGAUAUAGUCAGGCCCACCUGCAGGAGAUCUGUCUGCUUCACCAAAGGCUAUGGACACUACGUUGAGGGAACAGGCUCUGUGCUUCAGUCCUGUAUGGAAACCGAUAUGGAAGCAGCGUUUAAGUCUCCGGAGCGUCUGUCUGAUGAGGAGAAACUAAAUCAGCUGUCCAGGUUGAAGCUCCGCUACUUCUCCCCCAGAGAGAUAGCCAACCUCAUGGGCUUCCCCAAGCACUUCACUGUCCCAAAGAACAUUUCCACCAAGCAGCAAUACCGAGUCCUGGGGAAUAGCCUGAACGUACAUGUGGUCGCCCGGCUCAUAGAACUCUUGGUAUCCUAACCAGGCAUAUGCAGUUCGUGGUAUCCUAACCAGGUGUAUACAACUCAUGGUAUCCUAACAAAAAAUACUAUCUGCCUCGGGAAAAAUACUGUUUUCCAGUGUAUGUUUUAUAACUGAGAUAAUGUAGCCACAGUCUGUCUGUCCUACAGUCCACAGUUGAUCCAGUGGGACAAGUUGCAUUCUGUAUUUAUUGACCAAACUGUGUAAAUGAUGUUCUACAUGACAUGGAUUAGAAUCAUGGAAUCAACCUUUGCAGAUGCCUUUGCUAACUGAAUUAAAUAAAAAUGUUUUUUGUUA